AUGGCAGCAAGACUGAGGUGUCAAACAGGAGGCUGGAUUGACCUUCAUUUUUCAUACCAAGUUUCCAUACGGAGCAGAAAUAACGUGUAUCACACUUGCAACGCCGGUAUAAGUAGUACCAAGUACCAGCUGAGUCUGAUCUACCCUCCUGCUGGUCACUUGAUGGCUCAUUGCUUCUUCUACGAACUCGGACGCGAGCAGAAUAGCCGCAAGGGUUGA
This is a messenger RNA of Aspergillus clavatus NRRL 1, 219 nucleotides long. RefSeq lists its product as uncharacterized. The coding region runs from base 1 to 219 and encodes 72 amino acids. The transcript is spliced from 2 exons. The record is from RefSeq and is a predicted model, not a curated record. NCBI's taxonomy places the organism in Eukaryota, Fungi, Ascomycota, Eurotiomycetes, Eurotiales, Aspergillaceae.